Molecule: messenger RNA, 3997 nt
Organism: Xyrauchen texanus (razorback sucker)
Lineage: Eukaryota; Metazoa; Chordata; Actinopteri; Cypriniformes; Catostomidae
Product: C-Jun-amino-terminal kinase-interacting protein 1-like
Exons: 12
Coding region: 235-2508 (757 amino acids)
Biological process (GO): regulation of JNK cascade
Cellular component (GO): cytoplasm
Molecular function (GO): protein binding
Source: RefSeq, a predicted model, not a curated record
CAGUGCAAGGAGUGUCAGGGGUUUACAGUAUGAUGUUUCCAUGGGAAGUGAGGACAUCCACAGCCACUCCAGCUUCCCGUGGCUGAUGUAACCCCAUGAGGACCCUGUGAAGGACGUUUCUCUAAAGGACCUCUAACCAGACCUAGAGUGUCGGACGGGUGAGGAAUAUUCCCAUAACUGCCGGCUCCAUUUAUCCCCAAGAAGGGUCCAUCGCCACCCCGCCCUGCCCCGCAGAUGGUGCUCUGCCUGGCCAUGGACUCCAGAGAGAACGGGGACAGCUGGGUGGAAGAACAGUGGGAGAAAUGGUUAACUCAUGAUAUCAGUCUAAGUGAAUAUGAGGACGAUGACCUGUCAGAAGUGACAGAAAUCACGGAUGAGAACGGAAUCACCCUCAACCAUCUCGAGCUCGAUCCUAAAGAUCACAUGACGCAGCCAGCCAAUGGCACGCCGAGGAGCGGUCAGAGGAGGGGGGUGGUGGAUUUGCAGACGGAGAUGCUCCACUUGGACCUGAUUGAUGCAGAGGGAGGAAUCCAGGAAGAAGAGGAGGACCAGAGGCGCCUCGAUCCUGUCGAUGACAACCACAAGGAGGAACAGGGAGCAGGGCUGCCUGUCACCCAGCCUAAACUGAAGGAUUUCAUCCCUGCUGUCGCCAUGGAUACCUACCGGCCCAAGAGACCAACCACCCUGAAUCUUUUCCCCCAAGUGCCAAGGACUCAGGACACAAUAAAUAACAAUUCAUUUGGUGAGAAGGAUCGGAGAAAAGAAAAGAAAACCCAUUCCUCAUCACCGCAUAUUAAGGGGGAUCUGGUGCCCAAACCUGAGCAAGUUAGUAGCACCAAUGGGGACAAAGUGCAGGCCAGGGCUGACGCCAAACCACGCGGCCCUACCUCCUCCACGAACAAAGCCGCAGCCUUUCACAACAAGCAACAGGACAAGUUAUCCGAGUCUUUGAACAACCCCACUGUGGUGGCACCCUGCACACAGGCAGUUAUGAGGGACAAAUCUGGGGAAGUCACCCUAAUAGAGGGUGUCUUUGACAUCGGUACCAUUUGCAAGGAAAAAGCCCAUUAUCACACUGUAAAUGGUUUUCGGGAACAAGUGCAGUACCCUGUGGAGAAUGGUGGAACGUGUCACCAGUCAGUCGAGAGAAACAAGGACUAUCAUAUAUCAGAAGGAAAUGCCACGGAGGAGAUCCACCUCACACCGGUUAAUGGCGAACAGGAGCGACCUUUUCUGUCACAAAGCAGCGACAGCAAUCGCAUGUCUAUCAGUUCGGACACGGAGCUGCCUCCCCUGCACUAUUACCCAUUGGCAGGUGGUGCAAACCCUUCCAUUAGUGAAGAAGAUGAGGUAUACCCACCCACGCCCCCUUGUAGGACUGUCAGCCUCAGCGACACAGGGGACAAUAGUAAGUGGGCUGAAACCCACAAACCGAAAGCAGCGAAGGAUGACAAAGGAACCUUAAGGACGGCGGCCGUCAGCACGGAUGCCUCAGGACUUACGUAUGACUCAGUUAAGUACACCCUGGUGGUGGACGAACAUGCUAAGCUUGAGUUAGUGAGCAUCAAAGACUGCUACAAAGGUUACGAUAGUGACAGUGACAAUACCGUCUACGAGUCUGCCAUUGAUGAGGACGAGGAGGAUCAGGUAGUGGAUGAGGAGGCGGAAGAGUCGGGCGCAACAGGCAUGAGGAGAGACACUUCCUGUUUGUCUGCCGACUCAACCACUGACACCACUUCAGACAUGCCCUGCUCCCGCAAGUUCAUGAAUGUCUUUGUAAAUGGAAGGUCGCGCUUCUCUGGUGCAGAGUUUGGACUCUUCUCCUGUGUUAUUAAUGGAGAGGAAAGAGAACAAAGCCACAGAGCAGUGUUCAGGUUUAUUCCUCGGCAUGAGGAUGAGUUGGAGUUGGAGACUGACGACCCCUUGCUGGUAGAGGUGCAGGCCGAGGAUCUAUGGUGCGAGGCCUACAACAUGCGCACAGGAUCCAGAGGCAUCUUCCCUGCAUUCUACGCCAUCAAGGUGACAAAGGAUGAACACGUUAAAGAGGUCAAAGGUGAUUGGAUGGACAAAUUCUGGGUCAAAUUCCUUGGUUCUGUUCAAGUGCCAUACCACAAAGGGAAUGAUGUGCUUUGUGCCGCAAUGCAAAAGAUUGCAUCAAACAGGAGAACGACGAUGCAGUUCAGCCCCCCUUCACCCUGCAUUCUGGAAAUCAACACAAGAGGAGUGAAGAUCAUUGUUCAAGAUGACUGUCGGUCUUCAGGAAGGGGUGAGAAGUGCUUUCACUUUUUUCAGUUGAAAAACAUCUCUUUCUGUGGAUGUCAUCCGAAGAACAACAAGUAUUUUGGACUAAUUACAAAACAUCCAGCUUCCCAGAGAUUCGCCUGUCAUGUGUUCUUCUCAGAUGAUACCACCUCAAACCUGGCUGAGUCUGUAGGGAAAGCUUUUCAGCAAUUCUACAAAAACCAUAUGGAAUAUUCCUGUCCGACAGAAGAUAUCUUCCUUGAAUGACCUUUGAUAUAUUUCACUUUUUGCAUUACCACAUACUAUAUGAGGUGUCGCAUGAUGGUGGUUCUAAGCCUCUUUGUAACGAGUCAUAUUGAUAUUAUAUUGUCGAUGUCUAUUUUAGACAAAUGUUAAAAUCAAAAAACACCUUGAGUGUUUACAAAACUGAUAUUGGCAACAGCGCAACUACUUUCACCUCUUAUGACUCAAGUAUUACUGACUGGUGUAAAGCCUUACAAACUAGUUUAAUAACUAAAAAAAAAGUUUGAUGUGACUUUUAAAAGUCGUUUUUUAUUUAUUGUUACUAGUGCAAAGCUUGGUUUUGAAUUGAUGCGAAGCACAAUGUCCAAUGCAUUAAUAACGGAAAACAACACGUCAGUUAGAAAGGAGAGCCUACAGCUUGUCUGGAUCCAAAAUCAAGAUCUGUUUUUCGAAGUUUAUCUGAAACCAAAGCAAAGUGGAUAUACAGUACUAUCUGGGGCAGUUCCUUCUUGAAGUUAGAAUGGAGAUGGACCAUGAAAUUCGAUUCAUAUCAAAGUUUGUGCUCUGUCCGUUUGGUGUAAAAGGUAUUUCUGACCCUCUUGGUACCCCUUGGUCUUUUCAUGCUAAGCUUAACCCUGGUUGUUUUUAACCCUGGGUUUAACGUUUCACACAUACAAUUUUAAAAUGGGGUUAGCACUGCUUUGAGCCCAUGACAAAGGUAUACAGUUUGAAUUAUAAAACCAGGGUAAAGUAUAAACAGUGUGAAACAUGGAACAAGAUCCCCCAGGGUUAAAAAUUACCCUGGGUUAACAAUAUGUUAAAAGCCCAAAACAAUGUUGUACGUAAAAUAAGGUAAUUGCUACAGUUUAUCUAUAGUCGGAAACUCACAAAGUAUGUUUAGGCAUCACAAAACAAUAUAGCAUCCAUGCUUACUUCUGCGAGUGCAUUUUUGUUCUUGUAUUUAAUGUGUUUGAAUUCCAAAAAGUUUCUCUGUUAAACAGAGUGUUGUCUUUCAGUCUCAGUAUCCCUGAAGUAUGUAGCUGUGAAAACCAAAUAAUUUUCUUUUCUUUUUACAUAUUAUAUCAGAUAUAUUAUUUAUAAUUAUAAUAAAAUGAAAAGAAUCUUAAAUUAUUUUAUUCUGGCACCUAAAACAUACAAUGAAGAUGAAAAACUGUCAUAAUGACAGAAUGUGGUCUAUAUCAAUGGUGCUGUGGGAAAUGGCUGCAUGAUAAUGAAAAGUUUGUGCAUUCUAAUUUAUUUCUGAUACAAAAAAAGUUUCAAAGCCAAGACCUACAAUGGACUCAUCUGCACCAUUCCGUUCAAAAUGGAGAAAAGAAAUGUUGCUCAAUACUUUUUUCUUUUGCAAAACCUUUUUUCUUUUGCAAAACUUUAUUUUAUUUUGCAAUACUUUAUAUUUUUGCAAAUAUAUGUGGCAUGGAAUUGACUCCAUACCUUACAGCGUACGCUCUGAAUGUAUAGCGUUAAAAACAAAACAGCGCAAGCGCAUAAACAC